Messenger RNA from Dioscorea cayenensis subsp. rotundata (Guinea yam), 587 nucleotides. RefSeq lists its product as uncharacterized. Lineage: Eukaryota; Viridiplantae; Streptophyta; Magnoliopsida; Dioscoreales; Dioscoreaceae. The coding region runs from base 89 to 370 and encodes 93 amino acids. The record is from RefSeq and is a predicted model, not a curated record. The transcript is spliced from 2 exons.
CUGUUUCGAAAACGGGUUCAGCAUCCGAAUCCGCUUUGAAAGGGGGAAGAGGAUUUCUAGGGCAUCGGAGAGAGAACGAAGCGAGAGAAUGGCGAUGGCGAUCCGAUCGGGCAUCAAGCUGUUGAUUUCCUCCGAAGCGGCGAUCUCCAAAUCUGUUUCAAGAGGUUUCCAUUCUACGGGAGUGAAGAGAAUGGGCGGCCAUGGACAUGACGAACCAUACUACCUCCACGCGAAGCACAUGUACAACCUCGACCGAAUGAAGCAUCAGAAGCUGAAAAUGAGCCUCUCCGUGCUCACCGCCUUCAGCAUUGGCGUCGGUGUUCCAGUUUACGCUGUCAUAUUCCAACAGAAGAAGACAGCUUCAGCAUAACAUUUCUUCAUCAUUCUGCACAUGCAUGCCAAGAACAAUAAUAAGUAUCCGACUUUGUUUGCUUUGUACUAUUUCCGGAUCCUACAAACACUUGUUUUUGUCCCCUCAAAUUUAUGCUUUUGACUUCCUUUCCAUUGUUGGUGUUAUUUCAAUGGAUUCUCAUUUGAUAGUUCUGUUUAAGGUGAAGAAUUUUCUCAUAUAAAAUAUAUUUUCUACA